GCCCCCGCCUCGCCUCGGGAUCCCGCCGCCGCUCCAUCUGCCUUUGCUCCCCCACCCGCAGGCAGCGAGCGACAGCGACGGCGAGGGAUGGCCAAGGCCAGGUCGUUGGCGAAGCAGAAGCAGGCGCAGCAAUCAAACGGCGGCGGCGGCCACGCGCUGUCCUCCAAGCUCGCCCGGUACCUCGACCCGGAGGCCUCCUUGGACAAGGACCAACUGCUGGACGCGGUGCACUGGAUCCGCCAGGCGGUGGGGCUCAUAUGCGGCCUGCUCUGGGGAGCCGUCCCCCUCGUCGGCGCCGUCUGGAUCGCACUAUUUAUGGCCAUCUCGACUGGCAUUAUCUAUUGGUACUACACCUACUUGCUGAAGGUUGACGAGGAGGAAUAUGGAGGCCAUGGGGCGCUUCUUCAGGAGGGUCUUUUCGCUUCAUUCACCCUUUUCCUGCUUUCGUGGACUCUAGUAUACAGUCUGGCUCACUUCUGAGAAGCUCCUUUGGCGCACAUACCUUUGUUCACUGUGCCAGACAGAAAAGACUCACCAGGACAGUGUAGACUAAGGAGCAUUUUAGAACGAGCGUUGUAUCAAAACGGUUCUGAGCUGUAAUGUUAUUUCCCAACCCCCAGUGUAAUCUUGGUGCUAUGGGAUUAGUUCGGUGCUAAGCAGAACAAAAAUGUUGCAUACUACGCGUUUUUCAGUCAAAC
Molecule: messenger RNA, 698 nt
Organism: Zea mays
Lineage: Eukaryota; Viridiplantae; Streptophyta; Magnoliopsida; Poales; Poaceae
Product: RAB5-interacting protein
Exons: 4
Coding region: 88-480 (130 amino acids)
Biological process (GO): mitochondrial respirasome assembly
Source: RefSeq, marked provisional